UACGUGUUGGUGGGUGUUGGCUCUUACUGCCCUGCUUUGACUAGUGAGUGGUGGGGACAGUCUCACAGAGAGGGCACUGAAACUGUCCCCCAGGUCCUUGAUUCUGUGUCUCCUGUUCUAUCUUCUCACCCUCCAGGAGCCCCCCUGGAUCCCACCUUCCUCUUCCAGUGUAUCACUUCUAACAUCAUCUGCUCGAUUGUCUUUGGAGAACGCUUUGACUACAAAGACCAACAGUUCCUGCGGCUGCUGGACAUGUUCUAUCAGUCCUUCUCCCUCAUCAGCUCUUUCUACAGCCAGGUGUUUGAACUCUUCCCUGACAUCCUGAAGCACUUUCCUGGUACCCACAGGCAAAUCUCCAAAAACCUGCAGGAAGUCCUCGACUACAUUAGCCAUAGUGUGGAGAAACACCGGGCCACCUUGGACCCCAGCGCCCCAAGAGACUUCAUUGAUGUUUACCUUCUGCGCAUGGAGAAAGAGAAAUCCAACCAACAGACAGAGUUUCACCACAAAAACCUCACCAUCUCCCUGCUUUCUCUCUUCUUUGCUGGCACUGAGACCAGCAGCACCACACUCCGCUACGGUUUCCUGAUCUUGCUCAAAUAUCCCCAUGUGGCAGAGAAAGUCCAAAAGGAGAUCGAACAGGUGAUUGGUUUACACCGCCUACCAACCCUUGAUGACCGCAUCAAAAUGCCAUACACUGAGGCAGUCAUCCAUGAAAUUCAGAGAUUUUCAGAUCUUCUCCCGAUUGGUGUGCCACACAAAGUCACCAAGGACACUCUAUUCCGGGGGUUUCUGCUCCCCAAGAACACUGAAGUAUACCCCCUCCUAAGCUCAGCUCUCAAUGACCCACGUCACUUUGAAAAACCAGACACCUUCAACCCUGACCACUUUCUGGAUGCCAAUGGGGCACUGAAGAAAAAUGAAGCUUUUAUGCCUUUCUCCACAGGGAAGCGCAUUUGUCUUGGCGAAGGCAUUGCCCGCAAUGAACUGUUCCUCUUCUUCACCACCAUCCUCCAGAACUUCUCCGUGGCCAGCCCCGUGGCUCCAAAGGACAUUGACCUCACUCCCAAGGAGAGUGGAGUGGGCAGAGUACCCCCAACAUACCAGAUCAGCUUCCUGCCCCGCUGAAUGAGCAGAAGGAAGUGGGUCUGUGGCUUCUGGAAGUGUUUCAGUUCUGUGGAGAAUGGCCCCAUCUUCCCACCCCAGAGAAACCUCAAACCCAGGCCCUAGGCUGCUGCUCAUGUCCUCCCAUCACACUGCUGCUCCUCCAAGCUCCUCUCCCAUAUUGAUAGAACCAGAGAAAACAACCAUGUGCCUGUGUUGGUGGUGACAGAGAUCCUGGAGGCCACAAUACCUGAUGAACCACUUCUCUCUUGCUUGUAGCAACCACAGUUCCCAUCUAUCAGCUCCCUGUGCUCCAUGGUCUGUGCUAGGGGACUCUGCAUAUGGUCUAAAGUCUGUGUCGAUGGAUGAGCCUCAUUUGUAUGUUUUUAUAUAAAUGGGGUAACACAGUAUGUAAUCUUUUAUGUCUGGUGUCUUUUACUUCAUAUAUAUUUUCGAGGUUUCUCAUGUUGCAGACCAUAGACACACACCAUCAAAGGCCUCUGUUUCUUAUCAUCAUCAACCUGCAUCUUCUCGGUAAGCCAGAGCCCCCCCCAUCCUAUGUCCCCUGAGCUGUAUGAGCCAACAGAGCUACCUUGGAUGCCCUUCUGUUUCUCUUUAAAUCUCCCAAAUAUCACACAAUCACUCAAACCCUGACCUCCCUGGUCAACAGAGGAUUCAUGCCAUUUUUGCAUGUUACCUAUUGGUUGUCAUUCCUGGGGAUCUUCCUAGAAGGACUUUUAGUAAGAACCUUCCUUUACGUCAAUGCCAGCUUUGUGUAGGGCCACCCUGUUGUCUUCUUCACUGCUGUAUUGUGAGCACCUGGAGUAGCAGGUGGCCUAUACCGGGUGUUCAGAAUGUUUGCUGAGGAAUAAUAAACAAAUAAAUAAAUAAAUGACCAAACCAGCUA
Nannospalax galili (Upper Galilee mountains blind mole rat) is the source of this 2011-nucleotide messenger RNA. Its product is annotated as cytochrome P450 2B1-like. The transcript is spliced from 6 exons. The annotation marks the transcript as partial. Gene Ontology annotation, biological process: xenobiotic metabolic process. The record is from RefSeq and is a predicted model, not a curated record. Gene Ontology annotation, cellular component: cytoplasm; intracellular membrane-bounded organelle. Gene Ontology annotation, molecular function: iron ion binding; oxidoreductase activity, acting on paired donors, with incorporation or reduction of molecular oxygen, reduced flavin or flavoprotein as one donor, and incorporation of one atom of oxygen; heme binding. Lineage: Eukaryota; Metazoa; Chordata; Mammalia; Rodentia; Spalacidae.